Molecule: messenger RNA, 2563 nt
Organism: Hibiscus syriacus
Lineage: Eukaryota; Viridiplantae; Streptophyta; Magnoliopsida; Malvales; Malvaceae
Product: probable beta-D-xylosidase 5
Exons: 4
Coding region: 23-2380 (785 amino acids)
Biological process (GO): arabinan catabolic process; xylan catabolic process
Cellular component (GO): plant-type cell wall
Molecular function (GO): alpha-L-arabinofuranosidase activity; xylan 1,4-beta-xylosidase activity
Source: RefSeq, a predicted model, not a curated record
AAAACCAGCAAGAAAAAACACCAUGAAUUUAAAAACCCAGUUUUCUUUUGCUUUAUGCCUCUCGUUUUUCUUAGUAAUCGUCCCAUGUAACACUCAGGCUCCGCCGUUUGCAUGUGACAAAAAUGACCCUAACACGAGCCGGUUCCGAUUCUGUAACACUUCCUUGUCCUACGAGGAUCGAGCCAGGGACCUUGUUUCACGAUUGACACUCCAAGAAAAGGUGCAACAGCUCGUAAACAACGCCUCCGGCAUUUCCCGGCUCGGGGUGCCUGCCUACGAGUGGUGGUCCGAGGCGCUUCAUGGCGUCUCGAAUGUCGGCCAGGGCAUUCGGUUCAACGCCACGGUGCCUGGUGCCACUAGUUUCCCCGCCGUGAUUUUAUCCGCCGCGAGCUUCAACGUCACGUUGUGGCUUGAGAUGGGGCGGGUAGUGUCAACCGAGGCUCGAGCCAUGUACAACGUCGGUCUAGCUGGUUUGACAUACUGGAGCCCUAAUGUCAAUGUGUUCAGGGACCCGAGAUGGGGUCGUGGCCAAGAAACGCCCGGGGAGGACCCUACUGUGGUCUCGAGAUACGCCGUGAAUUAUGUUCGGGGACUGCAAGAAGUCGACGGUUUCUCCGGGGACGGGGACAAGCUUAAGGUUUCGAGUUGUUGCAAGCAUUACACCGCUUAUGAUUUGGACAAUUGGAAAGGCGUGGAUCGGUUCCAUUUUGAUGCAAAGGUUACAAAGCAGGACUUGGAAGAUACGUAUCAGCCACCAUUUAAGAGUUGUGUGCAGGAAGGACAUGUGAGCAGUGUAAUGUGCUCAUACAAUAGGGUCAAUGGAGUCCCAACUUGUGCUGAUCCAGACCUUCUUAAAGGCAUAGUUAGAGGCCAAUGGGGUCUUGAUGGAUACAUCGUUUCCGACUGUGACUCGGUCGAGGUUUAUAAUGAUGCCAUCCAUUAUACUGCUACACAUGAAGAUGCAGUGGCCCUUGCUUUGAAAGCUGGUUUAAACAUGAAUUGUGGGGAUUAUUUGGGGAAAUACACAGUGAAUGCAGUUAACUUGAAGAAAGUAGAUGAAUCUGUUAUUGACCAGGCUUUAGUAUAUAACUAUAUAGUACUUAUGCGGCUCGGUUUCUUCGAUGGAAACCCGAAACAGCUUCCAUUUGGCAACCUCGGUCCGUCCGAUGUAUGUACCGAUGAUCAUCAGCGUCUAGCCCUUGAUGCUGCCAAGCAGGGAAUAGUUUUACUCGACAACCACGGAGUUCUUCCUCUGUCUAAUACAGUCACGAAAAAUUUAGCCGUCAUUGGACCAAACGCUAAUGCCACGACGGUUAUGAUAAGCAACUAUGCCGGUAUACCUUGUAGGUACACUAGCCCUUUACAAGGGCUGCAAAAGUACGUGUCGACGGUUAAGUAUGAGGCAGGGUGUAGUGAUGUGAAAUGCAGUAGUGAGACGCUUAUUCAGCCCGCAGUUCAGGCCGCAGCUGAUGCUGAUUCCGUGGUUCUAGUCAUGGGGCUAGAUCAAUCGGUUGAGGCUGAAGGGAUCGAUCGAGUAGGCUUGACAUUGCCGGGAUUUCAAGAGAAGUUGGUGACUGAUGUUGCUAAUGCAUCAAAUGGGAAAGUGGUGCUUGUGGUUAUGGCUGCUGGUCCUAUUGAUAUAUCAUUUGCAAAGAACAUGAGAAACAUCGGAGGGAUUAUGUGGGUCGGAUAUCCGGGUCAAGCUGGCGGAGACGCCAUCGCUCAAGUCAUAUUCGGAGACUACAAUCCAGCUGGAAGGUCUCCAUUCACGUGGUAUCUACAAGAGUAUGCCGAUAAGGUCCCGAUGACCGACAUGAACAUGCGAGCCAAUGCCACCGCAUACUACCCCGGAAGAACCUAUAGGUUCUACACCGGCAAAACUAUUUACGAAUUCGGACGUGGACUUAGCUACACAUCAUUCUCAAAGUUCAUAAUAUUAGCUCCUUCCACAAUACCAAUCACCUCAACGACAAAAACCAUUCUCGAAAAGUACAAUCCCUACUUGAACAUUGGUGAAGCCAUCGAUGCAUCGACCCUAAACUGUGACAUCUUGCAAUUUGACGUCAUUAUCGGAGUGAGGAACAAGGGACCGAUGGAUGGAACUCAUGUGGUCCUCCUCUUCUGGAAGCCACCGAGCUCGAACAUCACCGGGGCACCGAACAAGCAGCUGGUUGGGUUCGAGAGGGUCGAAGUGAAGAAAGGGAAGACCAAGAAAGUGACAAUGAACUUAGAUGUGUGCAAAGAUUUCACCUUAGUGGAUGCUGAAGGGAAGAGGAAGCUGGUCAUAGGGCAGCAUACCCUAUUUGUAGGAUCCUCCAGUGAGCACCAACUGAAGCACCAUUUCGUUGUAAGGCAAACAGGCAACGUAGGACUGUAUUAGAAUAAAGGGUAAUAUACUAAAGAAAGCCCUUUAAUUUGAACAAGUCCUUAUAUUGCUCUAUAUUAACUUUGUUAUGUGUAGAUACGACGCUUCAUGUAUUCGUGUUGUAUUCAUGUAUCUUGUCGUGUCCUAGUUAUGUUGAACGUAUUUCAUAUUUAUAUAAAUUUUAAUAUAUUAAGAGUA